Drosophila persimilis is the source of this 477-nucleotide messenger RNA. RefSeq names its product akirin-2. The record is from RefSeq and is a predicted model, not a curated record. Gene Ontology annotation, biological process: positive regulation of innate immune response; positive regulation of transcription by RNA polymerase II. The transcript is spliced from 2 exons. Gene Ontology annotation, cellular component: chromatin; nucleus. NCBI's taxonomy places the organism in Eukaryota, Metazoa, Arthropoda, Insecta, Diptera, Drosophilidae. Bases 10 to 423 code for a protein of 137 amino acids. Gene Ontology annotation, molecular function: transcription coregulator activity.
UUCAAAAAAAUGUCCUGUUUAACCCUGAAACGUUCUCGUCGCCUUGAGGAUGAAUCCCCAGACGAAUAUACCCCCAAGAAAGCGCCAAGGCUCAAAACUGGCCGUGGAGUACCCAAGCGCAAGCAGGCCAUGGAUGUCGAGGCGCCAGACAUCCAUCCCGCCAAGCGGCAGUGCAAGUCUGGCAUCGAAGCCCAGGCAGAGACCAGUCAGAGUCCAGCCAAGGGCGACCAGAAGCUUUUCACGUUCAACCAGUUGCAGGCCAUGUGCUGCCGCAUGAUCAAUCAAAAGGACGAGGAGCUGAGCGAGCACUACGAGUGCCAGCUGACCGAACAGCUGACGGCACAAUACGACACGUUCAUCAAGUUCACACACGAUCAAAUGCUGGGAGGGGGCUUGCUGAAGAACUCCAGCUAUCUGUCGUAGAAAGCGUUCAAAAGUUUAAAGAGUUUGUGUUGGAAUAAAGUUGAUUUUCAUUAA